This is a messenger RNA of Mytilus californianus (California mussel), 5344 nucleotides long. Its product is annotated as gastrula zinc finger protein XlCGF8.2DB-like. Gene Ontology annotation, biological process: regulation of transcription by RNA polymerase II. Gene Ontology annotation, molecular function: RNA polymerase II cis-regulatory region sequence-specific DNA binding; DNA-binding transcription factor activity. NCBI's taxonomy places the organism in Eukaryota, Metazoa, Mollusca, Bivalvia, Mytilida, Mytilidae. Bases 230 to 1312 code for a protein of 360 amino acids. The record is from RefSeq and is a predicted model, not a curated record. The transcript has 2 exons.
AAAAGAGUCCGUGUAACACCCGUUAAUGUACUGUUUUUCUAUAGCUCUGCGGGGGGCAAAGUCGUACAAGAAGUAAUACCAUGUAUGUUGACAGUUACGGUUGGAUAAUUUGCGUUCAAUAAUUGUAUUAUUCACUUAAUGGUUUUGCCAUGAUGAAAGGACGGUCAGUUUAUAAUAAGGUUGAUUCAUAGCAACAGAAAAUUUAUACAGCUCGAAAGUUUAACGCAAAAUGUUUGCAAUGCAUACGGAAGAUAACAGAGAAAAGAAAGAUUUGUAUGUUGAUUUAAAAGUUGAUAAUUAUCAUACAUAUAAUGAAGGAUUAUACAAAAACAAAUUAAGAAGUAAAUACCUUGAUGACUGCAGACAUAAUGGGGUUAGAGCACUUGAUAACCACAGUGAAGGGAAAGCACCGUAUAGCUGUGUCGUCUGCGACCAAGGAUUCUUUCAACGUAAUAAAUUACGAUUCCACCUGAAAAAGGAACACUCCUCGAAUGUGAUAUGCAAUCGAUGCAGCAAAAGCUUUUGCACACUUCAUUCAUUCCGAAUACAUUUAAAGUCGCAUUUAGAAAGUCGACCUCAUACUUGUGAAGUUUGUGAUAAAGCAUUUAUUCAGAAAUGUCACCUACAAGCUCAUAUGUACUCACAUAUUCAAACUAAGUUGUUUCCGUGUUCGUUUUGCCAUUCACAGUUUGCAAAUAUGUAUUUUCUAAAACUUCAUGAAAGAACACACAAGCCAUAUAAAUGCUUAAUUUGCGGAAAUUGCUAUAUAGACCAUCGAAAUUUUUUCAAACACAUGAUACAACAUUUAGACAAUAAACCGUAUGUUUGCCGUGUCUGUGGGAAGUCAUUUGGCAUGAGACAGCAUUUACGACUGCACAUGCAGUUUCACAAAAGUAAUAAAACAACUUGCAAUAUAUGUUUGAAAACGUUUGACAGUUUUAUUAACUAUGACAGACAUUUAUCAGCACAUAAAGUUGAAACCUUUUCAUGUAAAAAGUGCAGUGCAAAGUUCAAUCGACAAGAAUAUCUUGAGGCACAUAUGCCUAUUCAUUCCCAUAAAAAAUGGUAUAAUUGUAUAGAGUGUAAGAAGACAUUCGAACGACACCAUGAUUUUAAGAAACAUUGUAGAAAACAUGCACUUCAAGCUGCGUUCGAGUGUGAUAUUUGUCUCAAAACUUUUCAAACAAGAUUAAGUUUGAGGAAGCACAGACGUUGUCAUAACAGAGACUAUCCUUACGUGUGUACACACUGUGCGAAAGGAUUUAUGGAUUAUAAAAGUUUUACUUCUCAUCUUAAAUCUCAUUGGAUUUAAGGAUGAUCGCUACUUUGUUUAAAACAAAACAAGCUUUAAAAAAAAACAAUUGUUAUAAAUUAAAUAUAUAUAAAUAAUAGAACUAGAAAAGCAGAUAAAAUUAAAGGUGCGUGUCCUUGUUUUUGAGAUAUAAGACAUUGAAAAUUUGGCGGGAAAUAAAUUUCUGUAGAUUUGUCAUCAACUUGACAUUGGUAUCAUCAAAGCUAUGAAAAAAUGACCAGGAUUCUAUAAGACUUUGAAAAAUAGCUUUUUAAACUAUAUAGGUAUACAAAUUAUAAAAAAGAAAAGUAGAGGUUAGCGGGCAAUAUUUUUAAUGGCACUACAUGGAUAAAACCUGAGGAUUCUGAAUAUCUUUACAAAAAGUCAAAAACAAGAGCAGCGAACAUCUUUAAUGCAGGACAUUUUUUUUACAAUCAUCUAUCAAAUUGUUUUCGAAUUAUUUUAAAUUUUAGACAAAGCAAUAAAAUAAUACUUAUCUGGAUUCUAUUGAAUAACAGACCAAGUUUUUUGAAAAAUGAAAGAAUGUAUGUGUACGGUAUUUUUUUCCCAAUUUGACAGUAAACAUUUAUCUCAUUCAAUUAUUGGACGUACAGCAAUGCUAAUAAAAUACCAGAAACGAAAUAUUUUUGAAGAUAAGAAUUAAAGGGCUACACUUUAUGUCCUUAUCAAUAUUCUUGCAAUUGUCCGAACGAUAAAAAAAAUGCUGAAAACUUUUUUUUUAUUUUUAGAAGAAUUGACUUCAAAUUUGGUACAUAUGAAGAUUAUAAAAUUUAAUAUAAGAAUAUGAGAAAAACAAAAAGAAAACAAAAACUUUUAAGCGUUAGAAAACUUACAUGAACAACGUCAUUUUUAUUGAUUAAAAUUACUUCAAAUUUGGUAUCAAGUAAGAUUAUACAUUGAAUAAGAAUAUGAGAAAGAAAAAAAGAAAAAGUUAUUGUACAGGUACAAAAACCGGAUCGGACCGACAUUGGCUCUACCUUGAUCGUUUGAAAAGUGGAAAUAACGUUUUAAUUUCUUAAAUAAAUAUUUGAGUUUGGAACACAUCAACAUCAAUUUAUUAUUGUAAUGAAUAAAAGAAAAAAAUCGUAAAAAAUAUUUCAAGGAUAGAAAAAACUGAACUGAUCAAUGUCGAACUAGUCCUGAUCAAUGUCCUGACUGGCGAUACAAAAUGUUGUAUUAUUUACUUUGAGGGUUCUUCUUCUUUUUCUCUGGAGUUUUGGAGGCGGCUUUCCUGGUGUGGAACGUGCGCCCUACUUAUAUUUUAUUGUAAAAAAACCAUAGUUGUAUGUGUUAUAUUGCAGGUGUUCUGAAGUUGUUGUGAGUAUUUUAGUCCUUAGUCCUACAUUAAGGUGAGUUGUUAUUUGUAAAAUGCAACACUUCAAGAUUGGUUAAAAGAAAACAGGCCCGCAUUUAAAAGUUAAUUUAAGUUUACUGCUGAUUGUGUGUAUGUGUGUUUUUUUUAAACUUUAACAUAGUUAUCAAUUGGUAGUUAGAAACCUUUUAAUUCUAAGCUUUAAAUGACAAAUACACAAAUAAAAUUGUAUUUCAUCUCAGGCACGUUUUAAAGAAAAACCAAGCUUUUGGAACAUGCAUCGACAGGAUAUGUCCAACGGACAAAAACAUAAGCGCACUUAAUAAAUCCUUAAAUCGAGUUUUUCCUUUAUUAAUGUUUCUACCCGGAUUAUAAGUGCAAGAUCCCAUUAGAAAUAACGUAGCAUUGCUAAGUAAUGACUUUCGAACUGUAUUCGUUUUUUUACAGUAAUGCCCAUUUUAACAUACGGACAUACAAGGCCUUCAUUGUUGACGACUGUUGGUUUCUGAAUACAAUCUUCAUCUCCGAUUUACAUUCUGUUUAAGAGACCUUUCAGGGUCCUUCGAUUUCGUCGUAAUGAUACACACCUUCAUACAUUUGAAAGUUACAUUUCAUUGGCUGAUUUAAUAAUUGCCAGAACAGAAAGUGUUGUCAGAUCCUUGUAAGCGAAGCGCGGACACAGGAUCUGCAUUUUAAUCAGAUUUAUUGUACCAUGUCAGGAAUAUGUCAUUAUUUUUCAUAUUCUUCCAUGAACUAUUUGUGGAAAGUUGCCCUGCUUUGUUUGUAUUGUAAAUGGUUUAGGAUCUUCGAUAUUCAGUUCCCGUUUGCAUGAUUAUAUAGGUCCUUAACUAUAAGAGUAAUUUUGGAUACUUAGUUUUCAAAUGUAUGGGUUUGUGGAAUCCUGCUGAAGGUAAAAAAAAAUUAUCAAUAACUUACUUUGUCAUGCUUGGCAAUUUUCCUUUUUUGUCUAUACUAAGCACGAUGAUACAUGAGGUAUAGCUCAAUGGUUGCCGUUGAUUGCUGUCUGCUCUAAUUAUGUUUCGUUGUUGAAUGUUAUUAGCUUAAAUCAUGUCUUUUGUAUUUUCUUUUGAUUUGUUUUGCAUUUUGUUGCACGGGGACAUUUUAAACCUUACUUUACGGUAUUGAAUUUGAGGUGAGGACCUUAAGUGGUUUUCGGAAAUUUGAGUCCUCAAUGCCCUCAACUUCGUACGAUGAUACAGGAGGUACAGUUCAAUGGUUGUUGUUGAUUGCUGUCUGCCCUUAUUAUUUUUCGUUUAAAUCUAUUAGCUUAAAUCAUGUCUUAUAUUUUUCUUUUCAUUUGUUUGGCAUUUUGUUGUACCGGGACAUUUCAAACCUUACUUUUCAGUAUUGGAUUUGCAAUGGUGACCUGAAGUGGUUUUCGGAAUUUUGCGUCCUCAAUGCUGUUCAACUUAGUAACUUUUUGUUUUGCUUUUAAACUUUUUUGAUUCGAGCGUCACUGAUGAGUCUUUUGAAAUACCGUCUAGAGUACACAAUUUUAAUCUUGGUAUCUAUUAUGAGUUUUUUUAUCAUUGUUCUUUCACCGUUCUUUGUCGGAUAGUUGUCUCAUUGUCAGUCAUACCAUAUCUGCUUAUUUUUUCUAUAAUUCUGCAUUUGUGACCUCAUUUGAUGAAUGAAUUGUUACAAUGCAAUAAAACAUACGAACACACCCGUUCAUCUGAUUAGCUCAUCCUCAAAAUAUAAAAAGUGCAGAAUAUUCAUUUUGGAAUGGUUAUAUUUAUUCAAUAAAUAAAAUAAAUUGAAUCAUAAAAAUCCUUUACAGGGCUUGAAUCCUGUAAUUUAAUAUCAACAUUACUGACCGUGAAUGUUAAAAAAGGGCGGAAGAGGGUCAGGUAUUGACGGGAUAUAAACGUUUGUAAACAUUUUUCACAAGGAAUCAUUUCCUGCCAACAAUAAUGAUAUAUAACGUAUGUGAGAAUGAGAGAAUUAAAUGACACUUCUUGCUUUUUCUGCUGUGAGGCAGACGUGUCAUAUAACUAUGAUACUUGUAGAUAGAGAUAAAACUGCUUUAAUACAAAACGAUCUUAAUGGGUUUAAAUGUUAACGUUAAACAAAAAUGUCCAUAAAUUGACACAUUGAUUUUUAUCUUCUUGAUGAUUAACUGUUGACACAAAGAAAUGGCUCGCCUGUAUGUUAUUUUAUCUGAAGCACGUUUCUAAAGAAAAGUUAAGCUUUCGGAUCAUGCAUCGAUAGGAGAUGUUCAACGGAAGAAAACACAUGAUCGCUUAAUAUAUCCUUUAAUUGAGUUUUUGUUUAAUUUUUUUUUGUAAUGUGUUUAUUGGCAAAAGCUACAUAUAUAAAUCGUCAUAGUACGUAAGUCCAUAGUACAUGAACAAAAUUGAGACAAGUACAUAUAGUUGAUAUUUUGAAUCAUUUGACAAACUUAAAAAUAAUAAUAAUGGUAAAAAAAGAGAAAACUAACCUGGGUAGCAUGGAUUGGGUAGAUAUAUUUAUUACGUAAAAGUUUACUUGUAUAGUCAUUCUAUUAGUUGGAGCCAGGGGUUCCAGCAGGAGUACGCUCUUUGUAAUGGUUUAUUUUUAUAAAAUAUUAUUUUUUCAAUAAACAAGUUUUCUUUAAGAUAAUUUUUUAAGGCUACAAUAUUUACUUGUCCACAUUGCAUUUUUGUUUUGUAUAUAUAAUAUUUAGUUAAUAAUAUUAUGAGGUUUCUUAUGUAGUUUUU